ACACUAUGAGGGACUCGACCCGCGUGUACCCACAUACAUCGUGUCUGUGUGUUGUCUUAGCCCCUUUACCUAACGUUCAUAGCGUCGGCAGGCUCCCUCUGCCUCUCGCCCCAUGUGUCAGCUCACCCCCUACCUCCUCCCUCCUACCAGCAGCCAUCGACUGUGUGGUGGGCUCCUGGGGGCCCUGGUCGCCAUGCACGUCCCCCUGCGGGGUGGGCAGCACCGAGAGGAGCCGCCAGGUGUCCGUGCCCCCGAGGAACGGGGGAACGCCCUGUCCUGACCUCAGGCAGCGGAGGGGCUGCUAUGGCAACAACGCUGUGUGCAGCACAUCUAAAGAGGUGGCUAAAAUCCUGCCUGACUCCUUCAAGCGGAUUUUCAAGGACCCAUGGAGGCGACCACACAUGCUGAUGAAGGAGGAGAAGGCCAGUUACUGCGUGUACCUGCGGGUUAAGCAGUCCAGUGCCGCCUGCAAACUGAAGCUGUGGAGCGCCCAGUUGGUCCGAGAGAGACUGGUGUGUGCCGAAUGCCAGAGUGACGCCAUGUCCAAAACCGACCGCUGCAGCGGAGACGGCAUCGAGAGCACCAGGACCUUCUGGGCGGCGGCCUCCGUGCCGGGUUGCCAUGGUUCCUGGGUGCGGGAGUCGUCGACGGAGGGCUGUCGCUGUGCGCCGUACUCGCUGCUGUUUGUGUGAGCAGCCUCCAACGCCCCCCCCCCCCCCCCCCCCCGUGCACACAGCCACGUGGUUCAUGGGGUUAUGACCGCCAAUACCUUUCGUAAGACCCAUAACCCAACCAACACCCCCCCCCCCAACGCCCGCCACGCGAUGCCCCCCCCCCCCCAGGAGAUCAGCAGUUUCCUGCCACUUUUCUACUUUGCCUCACUCUCUGUACUACACACACUACGAUGAUGCCUGAAAUAAUGUGCACACGUUCUAGCAUUUAGAAAUCAAUAUUUUUCUGCAGCCACAAAUAUUUCCAUUCCUCCUCCAAAGCACAGAAAUGCCUAUAUGCAUUUUUACCUCUGACUCUUUGCUAUCUACCUCCAAUAAUGCAACUGCAUUUGAUGCCUUAAUGUAUAAAUAUAUAAAUGUAAUAUUUUGCUUUAUACAUUUUCUACUUACGAGUUUUUACGUGUAACGUGUAUGUGUCUAUAUAGCAAUGAUUAUGUGUAUCCACCCGUUUGUUUGUUUCCUUUUCUAGAUCCUUGUUUCCAUAUCUUCGUUUAAUUUUACAUUUCGCCACAUUGAUCAUAACAAAUCACUUUCAUCCGAAUGUACAUGCCAUCUUUGAAUGUGUGUCCAAUCAAUCGACUCUCAGGGGUUUCAACAAAGGAGUUUUUGUCCCCCCCCCAUGGAUCUAUGCCGUCAACAAGGCUGUUUAUGUAGAUAUCAAACAGUGAAUUAUAAAUUAAAACUACUUGGUGUUUGUUAUAGGUAAUAUAAGCUAGGGUGGAACAGAUUCCAAAUCGGUGUGGACUCGAGCCGUUCCACCUGUCCAUGGCUGUAUGCAGUUACUUUUUCAUUUUGUUAUCCCUGUCUCCAACUCAUUCCAAAAACAAACCAAAAACUAGAUUGGCUUUAAAGGGGAGUUUUCAACAACAUCGCUGCGUCUUGCAAAAAGUCACACCUCUGCUCCCUAGCUGUAGACUAGCUGCCGGCCUGUUGCUUCACUCCCUUCUCUCAUUAGCAGAUUCUCCAUCUCCUCCCUCAUCCUACACAGCUCUUUAGCACAGCCGGAGUACCUUAGCGGUUGCUGUGUUACAUAAGGCCACUGUGUGUUUAACAUUUCCACUAAAUAACAGCCUAUGCUCAAUGAGCACAUCGCUCUGACUCUGUUAUGCUCGCUGGAGGAUAAGUUUAAUGUUCGGGCGAACGAUCUGCCUUGACAUUAAAAAAAGAACCCUGCCAUGUAUUUCCCUUGUUUAUGUGUAUUUAUUUAUUUUCUUUCCAAGCAAGCAAGGAUGUAAUUAGGGCAGCACUGCAUACUCUUGUACACUGUUGAUUAGUGAAAAAUAAAACAAAUAUACAGCCA
Gadus macrocephalus (Pacific cod) is the source of this 2031-nucleotide messenger RNA. Its product is annotated as somatomedin-B and thrombospondin type-1 domain-containing protein. Lineage: Eukaryota; Metazoa; Chordata; Actinopteri; Gadiformes; Gadidae. The record is from RefSeq and is a predicted model, not a curated record.